This is a messenger RNA of Bursaphelenchus xylophilus (pine wood nematode), 414 nucleotides long. The record is from the annotation of a GenBank genome assembly. Lineage: Eukaryota; Metazoa; Nematoda; Chromadorea; Rhabditida; Aphelenchoididae.
AUGCGUCAAAAUCAACGUGGUUUGAGGCCGGGGAUCGAGUUGUGUAACGACAAAGCCCAACACGCAUUGCAAGCAGAACUGAACAACCUGAAGUCGAGCAUGUUAUCCCUCGAACAUCAAAUGGGUAAGCAAACCAUGACCUUUUUCCUUGCCUCCCAACCAGCUGGUUGUGUCAUUUCCUUCCAAUUUUGGUUGGAACCCCGCGUUGAUCGUUUUUCGCUUGCAGACAAGGCAAAAGAGAGUCGCCGCAAACUGGAUGGGGAGCGUUAUCGGCUGGAGAGGAAGCUGGAGAUCUGCCAGCAGAACGUCGCCGUCGACUACGAAGUGUUGCGUCAGAUUCGGAGCACUUAUCCACAGGAGAUUCAGCUAAGUGGCUUCUUGGUGGGGGAGUUGCCUAAGCCCAUUAUGAAGUAA